ACUCGCUACGUUACCAACUAACGCUGGUGAUUGUAAAAGUUAUAGUGCUGCAAUAGUUACGUGUGUUAGAUUAAGGGAGAUAUUUUAUCACAAUGUUUGUCUGGUUGUUGAAAGUUAUUGUUCUACUGAACAUUAUUUCAUGCUAUGGUAUCAAGUUAACUUUCAAGAAGGAUUUAACACACGAAGGGAAGCAUCUUCCUGCUCAGUUACACUGUGCCGAGGACAAAAACAACAACAAUGAAAUCUCAGCCUUGGUUAACAUGUCCAUCUAUAAAAUCAGCCAACCGGAGGGGAAUACCCUCUUGGCGUCUAUAUCCGAAUCUGACGCAAAGCCUCAGGGUUAUGAGACUGAUGGUGUUCAAGUUGAUGGAAAAAUGUCCAAAUAUUACGGGGAGCUAACUCUGUCGUUUAGUAAUUACCCAGAAUGCAACACAGAAUUUUACAUGUGCACGGAGUAUUUUAUCAACUCGACAGGUUCUGUUAUGAAAGCUGGGAAGAUGGCGGAGUGUUUCGAUAAAAAAUCACGUGACUCGAUAUUAAUGAUGAAUCUGAGAGCUAAAACGCCUGACAUUUUAAAGACGGUUGACAGAAUGACCGACUUUCUCAAGUCAUUUGAGGACCCUAAAAACGGUGCAGAUGCUGUGGUAUCGGUAAAUAUGUCACAUACAGACCGUAUCUUUUAUAACUCUAAUGACAUACAUAACUUUAACGAGAUGCAAACCUCUAAUGACAUGCAAAAAAUGACAAGAGAUUUGAAUACAGAUCACAAUAAACAUCAAAGCCAUUGUUUGGACGGAGCAAAUCAAGUAGAUGACAAGAUUCGCGACGCACUACUUAAAGUCAACGCAACUUUACAAAGAAUGGAAAUCAACAUCAACGUAAGAAUCGAGGCAAAGAUAAAGAAAACACUAGAGAAGCAGGGAGAAGCGUUGGAGUCGGUCUGGGAGAAAAUCUCACAGUUAAACAGCACGAUUCAAACACUGCGGGAAGACAGGCAAGAGGACAGUACACUGUACAUGGACAAGUUAAACACAACAGAGGAGAUGCUGGGUCAAACGUUGCAUGUUUUGGCUGAGCUGAAUAGGACAAUGGAGGAGUUAAGAGAGGAAUAUCUCACUAAAACCCCAUUAAAUAAUACUCUUGGUGCUAAACAGUGUGUACGAAACCUUGAUCCCAGAUUACCAGAGAGGAUGAUGGUACUGAUAGAUGGGAAAAAGUUCGUCUUGUGUGACACCAAAACAGAUGCCGGGGGAUGGAUUGUCAUACAGAGACGCGUCAACGGCGACAUUGAUUUUGAAAGAGGCUGGAACGACUACAAAAACGGAUUUGGUUCUGUGACAAGCGACUACUGGCUUGGGAAUGACUGGAUCUCAGUUCUUACAGCGAUGGGGUAUAACGAGCUGAGGUUUGAUAUGACCUACAAACAAAUCAACUACUACGCAGUCUACAGAAACUUUAGGGUGGAGAACGAGGCAGGCUUUUACAAGACAACCUACACGUUCUACGGCGGGAAUGCGACGGACAACUUCAGCUAUCAAAACGGCAUGAAGUUCACCACCACCGACAGGGACAACGACCUUGACUCUGGUAACUGCGCCCAGAGGUUCUCCGGGGGGUGGUGGUACAAGGACUGCUUCACCGUUAACGUGAACGGGAGGUGGGGGGAGAAGAAGCACGGGUUUGGUAUCAACUGGAGAGGCGUGUCAGGUCAUGAUGACUCGAUGGAGUUUGUGGAGAUGAAGGUGCGUGCGCUGUAAGCUGUAAUGUAGAGCAUUGUAAACAUGCAUUAUUGUGUACAUAUGGAGGUAUUAAUAUCCAACACGAUGUCUUUUAUAACAAUGGUCAGCAUGUAAUUGAUUUUUUAAUACAUUUUGUUUUCUUUUUACAAUAUAUUAAGUAACACUCACUUUGAAAGUAAACACUUUAUUUAAGAUUUACUAAUACAAACUAUGAUUAAAAUUGGUAAUCAUUGUUUAGAAGAAAACACAAGUGUAUUUGACUACCAAACAUUUCAUUUGUUGGAAACAUGAAUAUUUUACAUCAUAUAAUAUUACGUUUUAUUGUUGUUUUAAUUAUCUUGAUAGACAUGACUGAACAUGAUAUUGUUGAUAAAGGGAUUGUUUUAGGAGGUAUACUUUAUUAAAGGGAUCGUCGG
Physella acuta is the source of this 2155-nucleotide messenger RNA. Its product is annotated as fibroleukin-like. NCBI's taxonomy places the organism in Eukaryota, Metazoa, Mollusca, Gastropoda, Physidae. The record is from RefSeq and is a predicted model, not a curated record.